UAGCCAGAAAAAAAGACAAGAGCAGCAGUUGGGUGAAAAGUGAAAAUGUCGGAAGAUGAUGAUCAAAUUAAGAGGAUUAGUAGUAAUAAUGAGGAUGAUGAGUAUUACUACCGUAGCAGCAGCUGCAACAUAUCAUCAUGCGAGAUCGAGGAGGAUGAUGAGGAGGAGGUUGGUUCAAGUUCAAGUUCAAGUUCAAGCAGCAGAUCCUCAUCAAGAAGAUCAACCCAGGCCGAUGAUAUCCCAAAAGAGAUCAAAGAGCUUUUUGGGAACAAACGAUACCUGCCCAUGCCAUCCAUCAAGGAAGAUUAUACAGAUAAUCAUCAUGAUCAUAGAAGCAGCAACAGCGUUUAUGUGGGAGUGGGUAAAAGCGAGUCAAGCAUGGAGGCGCUGACCUGGACAUUAAAGCACGCUGCUGACCCCUCAUCCACCACCGUCUAUCUCAUUCAUGUUUUCCCGGAGAUCCACUUCAUUCCAAGUCCAUUGGGAAAGCUUCCAAAGAGUCAAGUGAGUUCACAACAGGUGGAAACUUACAUGGCCCAAGAAACAGGCAAGAGGAGAGAGCUCCUUCACAAGUUCCUUGACAAAUGCUCCGCUGCAAAUGUUAAGGUUGACACUGUGCUGAUUGAAAGUGAUAUGAUCGCACGGGCUAUUCUAGACCUUAUCCCUAUUCUCAACAUAACAACGCUAGUACUUGGAACUACCAAAUCCAAUCUAAGGAAAUUGAUGUCUGGGAAAGGAAGCGGGAUAGCUGAUCAGAUACUUCAAGCUGCACCAGAUGGCUGUGAGAUCAAGAUCAUCUGCCAAGGGAACCAAGUCAUGAUGGACCAGGCGAUUCAUUCCCUUUCCCCACGUCUCAACGAUGAUCCCACUACGACCAAGUCUAUGCAACACCAACAACAGAGGAAUAAUAUUGAAGCCUUUUCAUGCAUCUGCUUUAAACCCAAGUUCUCUUCGUCUUCGUAGGCAAGGAGCAAGGAACAAGGGUUAUAUACUUCAUUACUGCCACUAUUAACAAUAGUAGCGGGGAUAGCUCAGUUGGGAGAGCGUCAGACUGAAGAUCUGAAGGUCGCGUGUUCGAUCCACGCUCACCGCAUUUUUCUAGCUCCUUUUGUUUUCUUUCAAAAGAAAAAGAACUUUGGAUGCAUUGUAUUCCAGUCCAAGUUAACUUUCUUUCUGAAUUUCAAACAUCCGACGCCUGCAUUGCAUUGUAUUAAAAGA
Molecule: messenger RNA, 1218 nt
Organism: Prunus dulcis (almond)
Lineage: Eukaryota; Viridiplantae; Streptophyta; Magnoliopsida; Rosales; Rosaceae
Product: U-box domain-containing protein 35
Exons: 3
Coding region: 46-963 (305 amino acids)
Source: RefSeq, a predicted model, not a curated record